AUGGAUUCGGUUCUUCCUGUGGCCAUUGCAUCGGUUGUCUUAGGUGCGUUGAUCGCCGUGCUCUUCUUCGGUAGCUACUUCCGGAAGCGCACAUCGGAGGUGCAGUCCAUGGCCAAGGCGGAGCCAAUCCGAAAUCCCAAAUCGAGUCAAGCUCUUCACAAGAAGAAUCAUCCCAAAUCUCACGCCUCCGACAAGAAUCAGAUCAAACGGCAUCAUCCUCUUGACUUAAACACAUUGAAAGGCCAUGGUGAUGCUGUUACUGGACUCUGUUUCUCACCCGAUGGAAAGAGCUUGGCCACUGCUUGUGGUGAUGGAGUCAUCAGGGUGUUCAAGCUAGAUGAUGCCUCAAGCAAAAGCUUCAAAUUUCUAAGGAUAAAUCUUCCUGCUGGAGGACAUCCAGUCGCUGUGGCAUUUGCUGAUGAUGCCUCGUCUAUUGUUGUGGCUUGUCAUGCUCUCUCUGGUUCAUCUCUGUACAUGUACGGUGAAGAAAAGCAAAAGGAACAGCAAGCUAAGCUUCCUCUUCCUUCUAUCAAAUGGGACCGCCAUAAUAUUCAUGAAAAGAAAAACGUCCUUACCAUAUCUGGAGCAAUUGCAACUUACGGUACUGCUGAUGGCAGUUCUGUCAUUGCCUCUUGUUCCGAAGGGACUGAUAUCAUACUUUGGCAUGGGAACACUGGGAGGAAUCUCGGACAUGUUGACACAAACCAGUUGAAGAACCACAUGGCAGCUGUAUCACCAAAUGGACGUUUUCUGGCAGCUGCAGCAUUUACUGCAGAUGUGAAGGUGUGGGAAAUUGUGUAUGUGAAAGAUGGUUCUGUCAAGGAGGUUUCAAGAGUUAUGCAACUUAAAGGGCACAAGAGUGCAGUGACUUGGUUAUGCUUUUCUCCAAACUCAGAGAAAAUCAUCACCGCUUCAAAAGAUGGUACAAUAAGAGUCUGGAACAUCAAUGUCCGCUAUCAUCUUGAUGAGGACCCAAAGGCUUUGAAGGUCUUCCCUAUUCCACUUUGCGACUCAGGGGGAAAUCCCUUGUACUACGAUCGUCUCAGUCUAUGCCCUGAAGGAAAGGUAUUGGCAGCAACCCAUGGUUCCACAUUGCAGUGGUUAUGUGCUGAAACUGGAAAGGUGUUGGACACAGCCGAGAACGCCCAUGAAGGGGAUAUCACAUGCAUUUCGUGGGCACCGAGGGCUAUCACAGUUGGGGAGAGACAGGGCAUGGUUUUGGCGACAUCAGGCGUAGACAAGAAAGUGAAGCUGUGGGAAGCUCCAAAGGUGCAGUCUUUGUAG
Molecule: messenger RNA, 1284 nt
Organism: Arabis nemorensis
Lineage: Eukaryota; Viridiplantae; Streptophyta; Magnoliopsida; Brassicales; Brassicaceae
Source: the annotation of a GenBank genome assembly